GUUAGUUGUGGCUCAAGCCAUGGGCUAUGGAUCUGCCUGUUUCUAAGCGAAGAAAGAAGGGAGGAGGCAUGCAGGUGGAGACCUGGCAUGACGAGAAGCUUGCGGCGGAUGGAGAAGUCCUGACACGAGAUCAAUCAGUGACUGGGGAGAUCGGGCGUGUGCUUAGAGACUAUCCUCCUGGCACACAAUCGCUGCGCGAGUUGGUGCAGAAUGCAGAUGAUGCUGGGGCCAGCAUCAUCAAGUUCUUCACAACCGAACCACGGACACCAGACUUGGAAGCCUCAUGUCCUUACCUCCAUGAGGGAUUCAGCGACUUUGCCGGCCCUGCGUUGUACACGUUCAAUGAUGCGAAGUUUUCUGAACAGGACUUCAAAGCCAUUCGAAAUAUUGGUGCUUCAAGCAAACUCAAUGACGCCACCAAGACUGGCAAGUUUGGACUCGGCUUCAAUGCGGUAUAUCAUUUUACAGAUUUGCCCAGCUUCGUUACAGGCUCACAUUUGGUCAUCAUGGAUCCGCACCAACGAAUGCUUCGGGGCAGGGACGGCGAGCGCGCUUUUGCGAGGCGCUGGAAUUUUGUGGAUGAUCCGAGCAUACGUAGCUAUGCGGGUCAUGUUCGCUGGUUUCAAGUCCCAGGCCAUGCUUGUGACUUCUCUGGCGAGUUCGAUGGCACCAUGUUUCGGUUUCCGCUGCGGUCGGAGCAGCACGCUCAUCAUUCGGAGUUGUCCAAGCAGACAUGGAGCUUGGAAAGGAUGCGGGCGGUGUUUCAGCAGUUCCAGGUGGAAUGCAAACCAAUGCUGCUUUUUCUCAAGUCCGUGAGCGCUGUGGAAUAUUGGUCCGAAGAGGCAGAUGGCAACACGAAGCUGGUGUUUCGAGCAAGCGUGAACAGCUGUGACUUCCAAGGGUUUCAGGGCACGCUGCGCCAGAUGUUGGCCAGGGCUGCCCGCGACAGCAUCAAGGCUGCUGUGCAGGAAUUCCUGCCCAAGAUGCAGUGCACCCUACUUGCAGAAGUAUGCUUCAAGUCAAAUCAGAAGGAGAACAGCAACCAAUGGUUGGUGUCCUCAUACUUGGACAAUUCAGAGGUGAUGGUCUUCAGUGAAGAGAAGUCCCAGGAAGUUCCCGGUUCAAGGUUCAUCCCGUGGAUGCUGCUGGCCCUCCCCGUGGAUGAAACUUGCGAAGGCAGCCUCUUCUGCUUCUUGCAGCUUCCAAUCAAGACUGGCAUGUCAGCUCACAUCAAUGGCUUUUUCGAGCUAUCCAGCAAUCGACGUGAGCUAUGGGAUGGUCAAGAUUUGGUUGGGCCUGAAGCCGUGAAGCGCGAUUGGAACAAGCUCUUGUUCUCGCACCUCGCACCACGGUGCUUUCUGGCAGCCGUCAAGCAGCUUACCCGCUUGAGGCAGUCGGAUCAAAGCAUGACCUGUGCCAACGGCUUUUGGCAACAUUCAUUGCCACCCAUGCUGGUGGACUUCGAGCGCAACUUCUUUAACCUGGCGUUGGAUGCAAAUGCCACGGAGCUGGUCGAGACACCCGCUGGUCCACAGCAGAUGUCCGCCUGCUUCUGGAUAGAUGAGAGAUUGGCGCAAGACUCGGCAGUGGUCGCCGCCCUGAACAACCUGCGAGCUCCGAUUUUGAUCGCUGGCGAGUGUCCGCGAAACCAUUUCCGAAGACUUGGAAAGUCCUUUGUGGUACCACGCGUUUUGCGUCAGUGGCUGCAAUCAAGCAAAGCAGAUGCAUUCGACGACUUGCUGGCUUUGCUGCCCUACUGCUUGCAGGAAGUCGCCGAGCCAGCUGACUUGGAUGGCUGCCCUUUGCUGCUCACGCGCUCAAAAGAGGUGAAGCGAUUUGACGAGAAGGAUGGCAGAAGAUAUGUUUGUUGCCUCUCUCAGCAGGAAGAAGACCUAGCGCAACAUCUACCAGACGGAGAGUGUUUGCAUCCUGCUGGAUUGGGGGAUGUCCUGCUGAUGCAUCCGCAAAUACAGAGGUUGACUCAGAGUGUGUUGGCGCAUCAGAAAUUGAGCGCUGGGGCAAGAGAUGCUUUCUGGCGAUGGUACCGAUACGCUUGCUCCAACGAUUUGUGCAGCCCUUUGCCAGACAUCCCGCAGUCCGGUGAUCACAUCCUGGACGACCUGGAAGUUCUUCCCAUCCUGGGCUCUGACAGCUGCACGAUCCUGAGAGAACGCAAGCGCGCCCUCAGUGUCAGACCCGAGCAGUGUGAUGAGCUGGCCGAGGGAUUGUUGUCGUGCCACGUUUUGCUGGUACCGACAGACAUUCCCUGCCCCCAAUUGUCGUCUGUUGACGCAAUGGCUCGUGCUCUUGCAUGCGCGCUUGCGCAGAAUGAGCGUGUUGUAGAGCAUUUGGCUUCAGUUCGGAUGGUCUUGGAGAAGCUUUCACAAUCCCAUACUCCGGAAGCCGAGGAGGCCGCUUCAAAGUUGCCUGCUUUUCGCACAUGGGAUGGCUUUGGCUUGCCAUUGAUGCCACUUUUGCCAGCCUUGCCAGACUGCAUUCGCCGUGCUUUGUGCCACGUGCGCUUGGAUGUCCUCGAUGAGGUGUCUCCUGCAGUUGUGUCGCUGCUUCGACGGAUGCAAAGACCAGAGCUUACACUUGAGCAGGUGGCAACGGAGGCAAUCUCGCGCACGCAGCACCUUGAAUUAAUUGCCGCGCUUCUUCAAGAGAACUUGGGGGCUGUUCUCUGUGACAGGAGCAUUCUUCCGGUUGAAGGUGCCGGCUUGCUGAAGCCUGCAGACUGCUUGUUGUGGGACAGUGAGCCUGACUUUCCUUGCCUCCCACGUCGGAUGGCCAAGCUGGCUGCAGCACAGUUUUGCAAUUUGCGCUCCCAGCUGCUGGCGCUGGGGUGCCGGCGCGAGCUGGAUGAGGUGGACGUGUUGGACAUUGCCAGACAGGUGGAGCAGCGGUCAGACGCGGAUCUGGCAGAGCGGCUUUUGGAGCGCUUGGAGAACCACCCAGACUGGCAGAAGAUUUGCCAGUCUCCAGAUCUGCAACCCGUGCGCUGGCUGUCAGUGAGACAUCCUGGGGCUGAGCGCAGUGUGAUGGCGCCUGCAAGCAGGCCUUGGCAGCAGAGCGCCGAGCAGCUCGUGGGCAGGGUUCGACCACUUGUUGCUGCCAAAGCCACAGCCGCGCGACUCCUAGGAGCUUUGGGGGUUCCGGGGCCAGAGGAUGUGGAUGACGCGGUCUUGUCGGAGCAGCUGAAGGCGCUUACCAGCAAGGCCCGAGCCGAGGAUGUGACACCCAUCUACCAAAAGCUCCGGCGCCCGCCAACGCUGGAGAAGUGGGUCUGGACCAAGUCCGGCUUCCAACCCUUAGAGCAAGUCUCAAAGGAUGGUCGUGUGCUCGGCCUUUGCCCUGCCUUCCAUUUCCUGCAAGAGCAAUGGCAUGACUUGCCGGUUUUCCAAGGUGUCAAUCUGAAGCUCACACCCAAGGAGAUAUUCCAUGCAAUGGCUUCCGAGCCGCCUGUGCACGAGGUUCACAUGACUGCCAUCAAGCUGCUCACGGAUCUGGCAAGUGAUUGCGGCAACAACACUUUGCUCGCAAAGUUUGCGCAGGAAUGUGGGUGCGAGUUGCGGGUCCCCACAAAAGCCUGCAAGCUGGUGCCGGUGCAACAAGCAUUCUUCCACGACAUGAAGUGGAACGGGGAGGGGCUUCCUUCGGACUUGGAGGAGGUUCAUGGCGACGUGUCUAAGUCUGCCUGCAAGUGCUUUGGUGUUCGGAACCUCAGUGAGAUCCUAGCCCAGGAGUGCAGCUGUGGCGAGGGGGACUGGUUGGAGGUUACUGGGCAGCACGAGCCGUUGACCCGACGCCUCAAGAACAUCUUGAAGGACUACCCCUGGCAGGCCCUUGUCAAAGAGAUGCUGCAGAACGCUGAGGAUGCCGGCGCGUCGAAGUUCAAGAUCUUGAUCGACCGGCGGCCUCGCGGCAAGGAGUCCCUGCUCACCCCACAGAUGGCCGAUCAGCAGGGCCCUUGCCUUUGGUUCUACAACGAUGCCGUUUUUGAGGAGAAGGACUUUCAAGCUUUGGUCAGCCUUGGCCAGGGCAGCAAGGCUGGGGAGAAGGGCAAGAUCGGGCGCCACGGCCUGGGUUUCAACUCUAUCUUCAACAUCACGGACCUGCCCUCUGUCCUGAGCAGUGAGUCAAUACUCUUCUUGGAUCCGCACGUGCGUCACUUGAAGCAGCUGAAGGCAAGCCAUUUGCAGCCAGGGAUCCGGCUCAACUUUGCGAAGAAGGAUGUUUGCGCUGCCUGGCCAGACCAGUUCAAGAGUUAUGAGGUCCAGGGUUGCAAGCUGACAGCAGGGAAGUUCAACGGCACCUUGAUCCGCGCGCCUUUGCGUAGACCAGAGGCGGAAAGUGACAUUUCCAAUCACUGCGUCGGCGAAGCGGGGCUGCGGGACAUGACUGAGCUCAUCCGUCUGGAAGGAUACCUUUGGCUGAUUUUCUUGAAGAGCGUGACUUGCAUAGAAGUGCAAGAUUUGGAGUCUGGAGACUUUCUGUGCAGGCACGUGCGGUUGAAGGAGCCGGGCAGUGAGAUCCAGAUCCGCACAGACCAAGAACAGAAAGGCGACUUUGAGCAGAGGAGGUAUGAGUUGCAGAGUGAUGGCGAGGUGAGCGUCGCUGUGCCACUUUGUGUCUCAGCCAAGAGCGAUGAGGGUCGGGUUUUCAGUCGGCUGCCUUUGAACAUCAAGGCGGGCAUGGCAGCUCAUGUGUCAGCUCUGUUCUGGACAAGCGCUGAUCGGAGAAGCGUAGUGUUGGACGUUGACAAGGAUUUGCAGGGGUGGGCGCGCCAGAACCGUGACUACUUGCAGCGCAUUGCUUGCUGUUUGGCCACUUGCGUUGCCAAUCGAGCUGCGCAAGCAAGAGAAGUCCCGAUUGAACUGUUCCCUCGCGGGGAGAAGCCGAGUGAGACUGCCGAGCUUCUCCAUGCCAUGUUCUACCAAGAGAUUGUGCGUCGGUGCAGAGAUUCCGACGCCGGAGUGCUCUACAAUGUUGCUGGCCUUGAAGUGAAAGCCCCGAUGAUUCUUCUGACGGCUCAGGAUGUGCCACAGGCGCUGCAACUUUUGCAAGCGCCGGUUGUCCUCGUCAAUGCAGAGGUCCUCCAGUCCCUGAAGCAGCUGGAUGCCAAGCUGUUCUUGGAGCUUUCCCCGAAAACCUUGAGGGCGUGGCUUCGCAGUAUGCCUGGUGAGCUGGAUCGUCACUGCGACAAGGAGAUCCUGCGCUUUUGCUUGCGGGACGAAGCGCGCGGGGCAGCAGGACAGGUGGCUGAAGACUUGGCCGGCUGCCCCCUGCUCUUCACUGCCGACAGCCAAGUCAGGCGCUUUGCGCAUGAUGCUUACAAAGGCCAGACAACUCUUAAGAUCCUUUGCUGUGCCAGCAAGGAGGAAUGGGACCUCGCGCAGCACUUCCCGCGUGAUUCGGUCUUCCCGUGCACACCCGAAAGCGCACAGGUGCUGUUUCAUCAUCCACAGAUCUGCAAGCUGACUGUGGAAUCUGUAGCAGCGCUCGGCCAAGAGGCUUGCGGGCAAGAGUUUGCGGCUGCCUUCUGGCGCUGGUUUGACCCCCUGUCAGCGCAGCAAGCAGAGGUCAGACUGCCUGACCCGCCGGGAAAACAGCACCCCCUGGAUCACUUGCGAGUGUUGCCCGUGCUCAUGCAGGCUGGCUGCGAACUUUUUCCCUUGGUGGAGCGGAAGCGAGGUUUGUGGCGAAGUGCAGAUCCCGAGCUUUCCAGAGGCUUGGAAGCUUGCGGAGUUUUGCUGGUGUCACAGGAGUCUUCAUGCCCACGGAUAGUGCCAGACAGCGUUGCGCGGGCCGUCCAUCACGCGACCAGUGCCACCACAGAGCCGCUGGAGCCGUCCCGUGCCAGCGCGCAGGCUUGGCGUGCUGUGCUGCAGCAGCUUGCGCGGUCAGAUUUGUCAGAGGCCGCGCGCGCGGCCCGCCGGUUGCCAGCAUUUCGGUCAUGGGAUGGCCAGGCAUCGUAUCCAGACAAGCGCCUUUUCCCAGCUCACGCAUCAAGGAUGCUGCAUGAGGCGCUGCAGCACAUCAAGCUUGACGUCCUAAAGGAGGAGGACAUGAACAUCCUGGCGCUGCUUCGCAAGAUGAAAGUGCCUGAAGUGCCACUGGAGCAGGUUGCAAGAGAUGCGCUUUGUCAGACCCAAGACAUCAAGUUGGUGGCGCUACUGAUUCGUGAAGGCCUAGGAAACGUGCUACGCGGUGAGCCCGUUCUACCCGUGCAGGGCGGCUCUUGCCUGCCUCCAGAAAGUUGCCUGCUUUGGGACGGUGAGGGCGAGUUUGAGGUCGUCCCUCGCCGGAUCUCUUCCUCAGCGUCGGAGCAGUUGCGGGGGCUGCAAGGCAAGCUUGCCGAGCUUGGGUGCCGGCGCGAGCUGGAUGAGGUGGACGUGUUGGACAUUGCCAGACAGGUGGAGCAGCGGUCAGACGCGGAUCUGGCAGAGCGGCUUUUGGAGCGCUUGGAGAACCACCCAGACUGGCAAAAGAUUUGCCAGUCUCCAGAUCUGCAACCCGUGCGCUGGCUGUCAGUGAGACAUCCUGGGGCUGAGCGCAGUGUGAUGGCGCCUGCAAGCAGGCCUUGGCAGCAGAGCGCCGAGCAGCUCGUGGGCAGGGUUCGACCACUUGUUGCUGCCAAAGCCACAGCCGCGCGACUCCUAGGAGCUUUGGGGGUUCCGGGGCCAGAGGAUGUGGAUGACGCGGUCUUGUCGGAGCAGCUGCAGGCGCUUACCAGCAAGGCCCGAGCCGAGGAUGUGACACCCAUCUACCAAAAGCUCCGGCGCCCGCCAACGCUGGAGAAGUGGGUCUGGACCAAGUCCGGCUUCCAACCCUUAGAGCAAGUCUCAAAGGAUGGUCGUGUGCUCGGCCUUUGCCCUGCCUUCCAUUUCCUGCAAGAGCAAUGGCAUGACUUGCCGGUUUUCCGAGGUGUCAAUCUGAGGCUCACACCCAAGGAGAUAUUCCAUGCAAUGGCUUCCGAGCCGCCUGUGCACGAGGUUCACAUGACUGCCAUCAAGCUGCUCACGGAUCUGGCAAGUGAUUGCGGCGACAACACUUUGCUCGCAAAGUUAGCGCAGGAAUGUGGGUGCGAGUUGCGGGUCCCCACAAAAGCCUGCAAGCUGGUGCCGGUGCAACAAGCAUUCUUCCACGACAUGAAGUGGAACGGGGAGGGGCUUCCUUCGGACUUGGAGGAGGUUCAUGGCGACGUGUCUAAGUCUGCCUGCAAGUGCUUUGGUGUUCGGAACCUCAGUGAGAUCCUAGCCCAGGAGUGCAGCUGUGGCGAGGGGGACUGGUUGGAGGUUACUGGGCAGCACGAGCCGUUGACCCGACGCCUCAAGAACAUCUUGAAGGACUACCCCUGGCAGGCCCUUGUCAAAGAGAUGCUGCAGAACGCUGAGGAUGCCGGCGCGUCGAAGUUCAAGAUCUUGAUCGACCGGCGGCCUCGCGGCAAGGAGUCCCUGCUCACCCCACAGAUGGCCGAUCAGCAGGGCCCUUGCCUUUGGUUCUACAACGAUGCCGUUUUUGAGGAGAAGGACUUUCAAGCUUUGGUCAGCCUUGGCCAGGGCAGCAAGGCUGGGGAGAAGGGCAAGAUCGGGCGCCACGGCCUGGGUUUCAACUCUAUCUUCAACAUCACGGACCUGCCCUCUGUCCUGAGCAGUGAGUCAAUACUCUUCUUGGAUCCGCACGUGCGUCACUUGAAGCAGCUGAAGGCAAGCCAUUUGCAGCCAGGGAUCCGGCUCAACUUUGCAAAGAAGGAUGUUUGCGCUGCCUGGCCAGACCAGUUCAAGAGUUAUGAGGUCCAGGGUUGCAAGCUGACAGCAGGGAAGUUCAACGGCACCUUGAUCCGCGCGCCUUUGCGUAGACCAGAGGCGGAAAGUGACAUUUCCAAUCACUGCGUCGGCGAAGCGGGGCUGCGGGACAUGACUGAGCUCAUCCGUCUGGAAGGAUACCUUUGGCUGAUUUUCUUGAAGAGCGUGACUUGCAUAGAAGUGCAAGAUUUGGAGUCUGGAGACUUUCUGUGCAGGCACGUGCGGUUGAAGGAGCCGGGCAGUGAGAUCCAGAUCCGCACAGACCAAGAACAGAAAGGCGACUUUGAGCAGAGGAGGUAUGAGUUGCAGAGUGAUGGCGAGGUGAGCGUCGCUGUGCCACUUUGUGUCUCAGCCAAGAGCGAUGAGGGUCGGGUUUUCAGUCGGCUGCCUUUGAACAUCAAGGCGGGCAUGGCAGCUCAUGUGUCAGCAUUGUUCUGGACAAGCGCUGAUCGGAGAAGCGUAGUGUUGGACGUUGACAAGGAUUUGCAGGGGUGGGCGCGCCAGAACCGUGACUACUUGCAGCGCAUUGCUUGCUGUUUGGCCACUUGCGUUGCCAAUCGAGCUGCGCAAGCAAGAGAAGUCCCGAUUGAACUGUUCCCUCGCGGGGAGAAGCCGAGUGAGACUGCCGAGCUUCUCCAUGCCAUGUUCUACCAAGAGAUUGUGCGUCGGUGCAGAGAUUCCGACGCCGGAGUGCUCUACAAUGUUGCUGGCCUUGAAGUGAAAGCCCCGAUGAUUCUUCUGACGGCUCAGGAUGUGCCACAGGCGCUGCAACUUUUGCAAGCGCCGGUUGUCCUCGUCAAUGCAGAGGUCCUCCAGUCCCUGAAGCAGCUGGAUGCCAAGCUGUUCUUGGAGCUUUCCCCGAAAACCUUGAGGGCGUGGCUUCGCAGUAUGCCUGGUGAGCUGGAUCGUCACUGCGACAAGGAGAUCCUGCGCUUUUGCUUGCGGGACGAAGCGCGCGGGGCAGCAGGACAGGUGGCUGAAGACUUGGCCGGCUGCCCCCUGCUCUUCACUGCCGACAGCCAAGUCAGGCGCUUUGCGCAUGAUGCUUACAAAGGCCAGACAACUCUUAAGAUCCUUUGCUGUGCCAGCAAGGAGGAAUGGGACCUCGCGCAGCACUUCCCGCGUAGUUCGGUUUUCUCCUGCACACCCGAAAGCGCACAGGUGCUGUUUCAUCAUCCAGAGAUUUGCAAGCUGACUGUGGAAUCUGUAGCAGCGCUCGGCCAAGAGGCUUGCGGGCAAGAGUUUGCGGCUGCCUUCUGGCGCUGGUUUGACCCCCUAUCAGCGCAGCAACCAGAGGUCAGACUGCCUGACCCGCCGGGAAAACAGCACCCCCUGGAUCACUUGCGAGUGUUGCCCGUGCUCAUGCAGGCUGGCUGCGAACUUUUUCCCUUGGUGGAGCGGAAGCGAGGUUUGUGGCGAAGUGCAGAUCCCGAGCUUUCCAGAGGCUUGGAAGCUUGUGGAGUUUUGCUGGUGUCACAGGAGUCUUCAUGCCCACGGAUAGUGCCAGACAGCGUUGCGCGGGCCGUCCAUCACGCGACCAGUGCCACCACAGAGCCGCUGGAGCCGUCCCGUGCCAGCGCGCAGGCUUGGCGUGCUGUGCUGCAGCAGCUUGCGCGGUCAGAUUUGUCAGAGGCCGCGCGCGCGGCCCGCCGGUUGCCAGCAUUUCGGUCAUGGGAUGGCCAGGCAUCGUAUCCAGACAAGCGCCUUUUCCCAGCUCACGCAUCAAGGAUGCUGCAUGAGGCGCUGCAGCACAUCAAGCUUGACGUCCUAAAGGAGGAGGACAUGAACAUCCUGGCGCUGCUUCGCAAGAUGAAAGUGCCUGAAGUGCCACUGGAGCAGGUUGCAAGAGAUGCGCUUUGUCAGACCCAAGACAUCAAGUUGGUGGCGCUACUGAUUCGUGAAGGCCUAGGAAACGUGCUACGCGGUGAGCCCGUUCUACCCGUGCAGGGCGGCUCUUGCCUGCCUCCAGAAAGUUGCCUGCUUUGGGACGGUGAGGGCGAGUUUGAGGUCGUCCCUCGCCGGAUCUCUUCCUCAGCGUCGGAGCAGUUGCGGGGGCUGCAAGGCAAGCUUGCCGAGCUUGGGUGCCGGCGCGAGCUGGAUGAGGUGGACGUGUUGGACAUUGCCAGACAGGUGGAGCAGCGGUCAGACGCGGAUCUGGCAGAGCGGCUUUUGGAGCGCUUGGAGAACCACCCAGACUGGCAGAAGAUUUGCCAGUCUCCAGAUCUGCAACCCGUGCGCUGGCUGUCAGUGAGACAUCCUGGGGCUGAGCGCAGUGUGAUGGCGCCUGCAAGCAGGCCUUGGCAGCAGAGCGCCGAGCAGCUCGUGGGCAGGGUUCGACCACUUGUUGCUGCCAAAGCCACAGCCGCGCGACUCCUAGGAGCUUUGGGGGUUCCGGGGCCAGAGGAUGUGGAUGACGCGGUCUUGUCGGAGCAGCUGAAGGCACUUGCCAGCAAGGCCCGAGCCGAGGAUGUGACACCCAUCUACCAAAAGCUCCGGCGCCCGCCAACACUGGAGAAGUGGGUCUGGACCAAGUCCGGCUUCCAACCCUUAGAGCAAGUCUCAAAGGAUGGUCGUGUGCUCGGCCUUUGCCCUGCCUUCCAUUUCCUGCAAGAGCAAUGGCAUGACUUGCCGGUUUUCCGAGGUGUCAAUCUGAGGCUCACACCCAAGGAGAUAUUCCAUGCAAUGGCUUCCGAGCCGCCUGUGCACGAGGUUCACAUGACUGCCAUCAAGCUGCUCACGGAUCUGGCAAGUGAUUGCGGCGACAACACUUUGCUCGCAAAGUUAGCGCAGGAAUGUGGGUGCGAGUUGCGGGUCCCCACAAAAGCCUGCAAGCUGGUGCCGGUGCAACAAGCAUUCUUCCACGACAUGAAGUGGAACGGGGAGGGGCUUCCUUCGGACUUGGAGGAGGUUCAUGGCGACGUGUCUAAGUCUGCCUGCAAGUGCUUUGGUGUUCGGAACCUCAGUGAGAUCCUAGCCCAGGAGUGCAGCUGUGGCGAGGGGGACUGGUUGGAGGUUACUGGGCAGCACGAGCCGUUGACCCGACGCCUCAAGAACAUCUUGAAGGACUACCCCUGGCAGGCCCUUGUCAAAGAGAUGCUGCAGAACGCUGAGGAUGCCGGCGCGUCGAAGUUCAAGAUCUUGAUCGACCGGCGGCCUCGCGGCAAGGAGUCGCUGCUCACCCCACAGAUGGCCGAUCAGCAGGGCCCUUGCCUUUGGUUCUACAACGAUGCCGUUUUUGAGGAGAAGGACUUUCAAGCUUUGGUCAGCCUUGGCCAGGGCAGCAAGGCUGGGGAGAAGGGCAAGAUCGGGCGCCAUGGCCUGGGUUUCAACUCCAUCUUCAACAUCACGGACCUGCCCUCUGUCCUGAGCAGAGAGUCCGUGCUAUUCCUGGAUCCGCAUGUGAAGCACUUACAGCGUCUUGGAGCUUCUGCAGCAAAACCUGGAGCUAAGCUGAACUUUGCCAAGAAAGACCUCAAGAGCGUUUGGCCUGACCAGUUCACUCCAUACGAGUUGGAGGGGUGCCGCUUGUCAGAGAAGUUCUUCCACGGCACGUUGGUGCGGGCGCCUUUGCGUCGUGCUCCGAGUGAAAUUAGCGCGACGUGUGUUGGAGAAGAAGAGGUUAACCAGCUACUGAAGCUCAUCACAACCGAAGGUCAUCUUUGGCUUCUGUUUCUUCGGCAGAUCUCUGAACUGGAGGUUGUUGACGUGAGCGACAAUAGCACGCUCGUCACUCACCGGCGGCACCAGGCAGCCGACGAGGUCAGGCUCCAGAGCCGAGAUAGGGGCGGCGAAGAGUGCCGCAUCUUCCAUGCGCGCAAUGAUGAAGAGGUGUCUGUGGCUGUCCCAGCUGGCAAGGGAUCGUUCCAGGGUCGUGUUUUCAGUCGACUGCCGCUUGAUAUCCCAUCAGGCAUGCCUGCACAUGUUUCUGCUUUGUUUUGGACAAGCACUGACCGCCGAACUCUGGUACUGGACACAAGCAGGGAUCAAGCGCAAUGGGCCAGGCAAAACCAAGAGUUGCUGCGCUUGGCUUGCAAGUGCUUGGUCGCUCUGGCAGCAAGUCGGGCAGCCAAGCGGCGGUCCUCGCCACUGGAACUCUUUCCAGGCCCUACUCGGCCAAGUGAUGCUGCUGAAUUGUUGCACAGCUAUUUCUAUGGCGAAGUUGCACAGUGCUGCAGGUCUCCCGAUGCUCAGCAAGUUCUGUAUACAGUGGCAGGUGAGCCUGCGUGCUUUUCCACCGUCUUGCUUGCGCGGCGCGGAGUGCUUGACCGCGAAGAGUUCGCUGAUGCGUUGGACAAGCUGAAAGCGCCAGUCGUAGCGGUGGACCAAACCAUGCUCGAGGGGCUCGCAGCUGCAGACCUGCAGAUCUUCCAGGAGCUCACUCCGCGCUCCAUGCGUGUGUGGCUGCGCCACGUGCCGGAGACGGUCAGUCGCUUUUGUAACGCAUCUGUGCUGUGCUUUUGUGUUGCAGACGGCGCGCGCAAAGAUGUUUCCGGGCCUGCAGGUGAGGAUUUGGAGUCGUGUCCUCUUGCCCUCACUAUUGACGGAGGUGUUCAUCGGUUUGACUCGUCCUUGCCAGCACAAUUCAUUUGUUGUGCAGAUUUGGAAGAGUGGGCUAUUGCGCAGCAUCUCCCUCCAGCAGUUGUUCUUCGGCAUGUCCCGGCAGCCAGCGAAGUUUUGCAGCAUCAUGCUCAGGUUUGCCCUGUGAAUUGCCAGACAAUUGCCAAUCAUGGUGUGCACGCCGCGGGAGAGGGUUGGGCGGCCGCCUUUUGGAAGUGGUACAACCAGCAGUGCUUGCAGCAACCGAGCAUUCGACUGACUCGGAGAGCAGGCGAAGCUCACAUGUUCGAUGCUCUUGUGGUGUUGGACCAUAAAGAAGCGGAUGGCAGCAUCCGACUGCAUGAGUUGACAGAGCGGCACAGAGCUCUCAGAUGUGAUGACUUUGCUUCGCCUGUGGUGCCAUGCUUGCGAGCCUGCGGUGCUCUUCUGGUGAUCAGUGGCGACUGCCCCUUUUGGGAGAGCCCAGAUGCUUUGGCUGUUGCUGUAAGCCUGUCCCUUUCCACAAGCAACGGCGACGCUUUUCAAGGCAAUACUGCAGUGACGGAGGAAGGCUGGAGGGGGCUGCUUGCGAUUCUGAUGAAGUCGGAAAGGGAGGAGGCUCAAAGUGUUGGAAGAGCGUUGCCCUUGUUCCGGCAUUGGAACGGAAGUCUUGGCAAGCCAAGCACGAAGUUAUUUCCUACAUCGGUGAGCGGCAGCUUUCGCUCUGCCAUGCGGGGCCUGAACCUAGAAGCAGUCGCAGAACAGGACGGAGCAACCGUUGAUUUCUUGAGAAGGAUGGGCGUCGAAGAAUGGACGCCGCAAGACAUUGCCAAGCAAGCCUUGCAGAUGAGCAGCAGUACGGAGAUUGUGGCAAGCAUCUUGAAGGAGGGAUUGGGGGAUGUGCUACGUGGGGUGCCUGUGUUUCCUGUACAAGGAACAGAGGAGUUGCUCCCAGCUGACGAGUGCUUGCUUUGGGAUGCAGAAGAGGAUUUCCCAUGGCUCUUUCGCCGCAUUGCGCAGCCUGCAGCAGAUGUGUUGAGGGGUUUUCGCGUACGACUUUUGGAACUCGGUUGUCGGGUGGAGCUGGAUGCAAUAGAUGCGGCGGAAGUUGCAAGAAAUGCACACCAGUCUCAAGACCAUGCGAUGGCAGGGAAACUUUUGGCCAGGUUGAGCAAGUUGCAGCAUUUGUGUAGCAUGACUUUAUUGCAGGAGAUCGCGUGGUUGCCUGCAAAUGAUGGCGCUCUGCAUGCCCCAAGCCAGAAUGUUUGGCAUGAGUCUGCAAAGCAGCUAGUCGGCCACGUGAGGCCCCUGGCUUCGGGGGACAAGGCAACUCUCAAAUUGCUGGGCGUUCGAGUGCCAGAGGACGUAGAUGAUCCAGUUCUACACGAGCAACUGCAGUCCAUAACGGCGGCAUCCCAUGGACCUGCCAGGAUGGUUCAGCCGAUCUAUGAGCUCUUGAAGCAGCCGCCGCCAAACCUGACUUGGGUUUGGACAGAGCACGGCUUUGCAGCCAGCGAGGAUGUUUGCAAGGACAGCAAGGCUGGUGAGUUGUGGCCUCUCAUGCAUAGGCUCCCGCUGGAAUGGUGCAGCUAUCCUGUGUUCAGCAGCAUUCAGUCGCAGUUAGAUGUCCCCACCUUGCUGCGGUUGUUGCGACAACUUGAGGCUUUGCAAAGCAGCUCCCAGACAGAAGAAGGCAUUGUGCAGGGCGCAUUUCGCAGUUUGAUGGAUGUUUUCGGAGGGGGGGGCAAUAGCAAGGAGAGGAGUCGGCAUGUGGAUGUUGCUUGCAGUGUGAUCAAGUUCUUGCACGAACUUCUGCCCAGCGUCCCUGACUUCCUCGAGAAGCACAGGCAGGAUCUGCUCCUACCAUGUGAGGCUGGACUUUUGCGCCGCCUGGACGCGCUAUAUUAUCAUGACAUGCCUUGGACAUCGCGGAAGUGGACAGACACCAUGUUUUUGAUGCAUGCCAAAGUCCCUUUGUGUUUUGCGCACGCUUUUGGCGUGCAGCCCAGCAGUGUCUUGAUGUUGAAGCAGCUACACCGCAGUCCAGUUGGAAGUGAUCAGGACACUUCCCCGCAAGCAGAUGCCCAGCGGUCCAAGGGUUUCAAUCUUCAGCGGGCAGGCCAAGGCCAGACGUCCCUUGCAGCGGUGCUGGACCUCUUUCUUCAAAUGGCAGACUCUGCUGGCGCAACCAUUCUGCAAGCCACCUUCGAUAUGGACACGCACAAAGACGUGUCGUUGAUCUCGCAUCGUUUGGCAGAGUUGCAAGGUCCAGCGCUUCGCAUUGUUUUCAACAAGCCGUUGCACGGGAAAGACUGGAAGAGCCUGCGCAAUCUCGAGAUCAAGUGGAGCCCGCUCUUUGGACUCUCCGACUUGGUCGCAGUUGUCAGCAAAGGCUAUGCGUGCUUCAUCGAUCCCGUCAAAGGGUAUUUGCGGGACCUUGUGGAUCAUCCUGACCAAUAUUGGCUAGGCCUGUGCUCAAAGGAUUUGAACAUGAAGUGGCCCGACCAAUUCAAGCCGUUUGAGCAUGGGAUGGAGAAUGUUUUCUCGGGAGAAACCAAUGUGACCAUAGUGCGGAUGCCUUUGCGGGGGAUGAUGUCAGCAUCUCUGACUGAACGUGCCAAAUUCAAGGAGUCUCAGCAGAAGCAGGUGAAUGAGAUUGUUGGGCAGAAGCCUUGGUUGCUAUUUGCCCGCAGUGUGUUUUGCUUGGAAUUGCUUGAGCGUGAUGUGAGUCGUGAUUCUGAUCUUGUCGCCGCAAGCCCCAUUUACAAAGAAGAAGUGAAGCUUCAGCGACUUGGGCCAGAAGGCACGUGCCUGGAACAAAGGUCAACCUCUGACUGGCACUUGGACCAAAACAAACAGCACCAAGAGUGGCUCGUUGGGUGGCGAGAGGCCAAAGCGCUGGCGUGCAAUUUCAGGUCCUCAGAUGCUUUGCUCGCGCCACGAAUUGGAGCAACAUUCCAGUCAGUCCCUCAAAGGCCAGUCAUCUUCUCUGGAGCGCACGUGUUUGGUUUCGACCAGGCUCAGCUUGCAGCUGGGGCUCCGGAGUCAGAUAUCAAGCACCUGGCCAACGCUGCUGUUGACAUUGUGUUGAAGGUAUGGGAAACAGAGCAUCGGCUUCAGCAAACUUUGGUGCCCCAGGAUCCUGCUGCGAGCCUAGGGAGGUUCUUUGCUGACAUCUUCAUCGGCCGCUUCCGGGUUGGCGGGCAGAGUUUGAGGGUCUGCCAGGAAGCCCCACGACCGGAUCUAGUUGCAAGCCACCCUGGCUUUCAGACAUGGCUGGCAUCCACUUUGCGCGUCAUGGUGAUGCCGCAGCACCUGGGGAGACUGAUGCAGCAGGCGGCCAAUUUCAGCAUUCCGAAGGCUUCCGUCAGGCACGUGCUGGAUGGGCUUGCAAGUCUACCCCCAAGUUUUGCGGACGCUGCUUGCAAGUGGCUCUUUGAGGGCUUCCAGGAUCAGAACGUCAAGCAACACAUAUCCAGCUCCUACCGCCACUUGGCGCUGGUGAAGCGGGAAGACGGCUCUUUGGGAGACUUUGCCGGCCGGGCAUGGCACAUCCGGGACGAGGAUCGCCCGCUGCGCGCCCUGAUUCGCGCCGCUGAGCCGAGUAAGAAUGUCAUCAAGAGCACGGAGAUGGCGCAGAGGUACUUUGAUCGUUCGCUGGGUGUGUUGGAUCCGCGACGUAUCGAGGACGUGGCCGAGGGCAUUGUGGAUGUGAACUCCCAAGUAUUCUGGAAGUUCUUCCAAGAGGGCCUCUAUGAUGCCUCGCAACUGGCCCUGCUGGAGCGGAAGAUUGAAGUGAGGAUCAGAGGAGCAAGUCAGACCAUGCCGCUGGAAAGAUAUGCCUUUCUAACGCCACGAUGCAAGGGGCUGAAGCCACUUGUGGCUAUUGGCUGUGUAGAGGCUUUGGAUGCUGUUCCGGAGCCUUAUGCGGGAAGCAGUCCAGAGCAUGUCGCAGCUCAUGUGCGGGCUCUUGUCUCCAAGGGCCGGCUGCGGGUUCAAGCAGCAGGGGAUGAUGACAGGAAGACGCUUUGCCAGAUGUUUCUGGAGGAAGCUCAUGACAGUACAGUCAUUCAAGUCUUCUCAGAUUUGCCGAUUGUGAAGCACGGAGAUCGACAUGAACCGCUGAAGAAGUUUAGCAUUGUGCCACAUGCACGAUUGGCCUCAGCCUGUCGUCAUUGUGGACUUCUGGUCUUAGCGGAGAGCGACCGCCUCAGCAAGGCUUUGAAGAAGGUCCAACCUGCCCGGCACAGCGAGGGGCCUGGCGACCUCCUUGAGAGACAUCAACAAGAAUUGCGCAACAGCAACCGGCAGGAAGAUCUUCAGCGACUUCUUUUGGCUGCCUUGGAGGCGUCGGAGGAUGCAAGUCAAGUACAGAAGAUUGUGCGCUGCCCUUUGCUGGCGGGCCAGCAGAUGAUUGCGAGCCUCUGGCGGCCGACGGAUCCGCUCGCAAACAUUCUGGGCGCCGCAGACGCCACGCUUCAGGCCUUUGCAAAGGAGGUAGCAAGGUUCCCCCACGUCAAAAGCCUGCUGAAGUCGACCUUGAAGGCCAAGCAUUUCCUGGAGCUGAUGGAGGCGCAGAGGCCAAGAGAUCGGCUGCAGGGCAAGCAAAGGGACAGAUUUGCAGGUGAGAUUCUCAACACCCUCGGCAAGAUGCACGGUAGCGAGCUGCAACAGCUCCAGCAGGGCAGAUUCAGCACAUUGCCGAUCUUCUUCAUGAAUGGCCACUGGACACAAAGCUCUGACAUCUUUACACAAAAGUUCGAGAGCCUUCUGUGCUACUGCGACGUGCCUAUUCUCCCGCGGGAGUUUGCGCCCGAUGUGGAACGCCUUUUUGCAGCAAAGCCCCCGGCUGCUUUGGUUGCCCAACAUCUUCGCAAGCUGGCAGAGCGGCAAGGACGCGCAGUGGCUCCAGAUCAGCGCCAGAAGUUCCUGGUCGUUUACGAGUAUUUGAACGACAACCAGCCGGAACAGCCGGAAGUCACAAGGGAGCUGAAAGAAAGCCGGUGCAUCAUGGACACCGAGGGAGUUCUUCGCUUGGCGCAUCAUUUCAGCUUGAGGCUGCUCAUGGAUCUCGGUCCGGUACAUGCGGUGCCGGACGACGUGAAGCCGUUUAAGGGGAUGUUGCUGGCCCUGGGAGCUCGGCAGACUGCCUCGGAUCGUCCGCUUCCCCCACAGUUGACACCAAAGCAAGUGUUGCAGGAGCUAAGACAAGAUGACCAGUUCACCGACUUGACUGUCGAAUGCCGCGAUGGAAUGGUCAUGGCACACCGUGCCAUUUGGUGCAAAACUUGCCCGAAGCUGUUUGACAAACUGACCCUGAGCAGUCCAGGGAAAUGGUGCCUCAAGGAGAAGGUCAGAUGCUCCCAGCGAUCACUCGAGCUUCUGCGCGACAUGAUGUACUCAGGGAGGGUGGACGGUGACAUCGUGGACGAGAUGAGCCUGGAGCAACAGCAGGAGUGCCUCAGUGUAGCCCGCUGGCUUGGCAUGGAGUAUGUGCGGGAGUGGAUGGCGCAAUACUUGCAUGGCGUUAAGCCCGAAGACGUGGAUCCGACAUGCCAAAUUCCUCCCCAUUGGAAGAAGCAGCCCAUGCCAGCUCAAGGUUGGCGGGCCAUCCCCAUCUCCGAAGACGAUCUGCUUCGGCAGCUGAGCAUGGUUCUCAAACCGCGCAACGCAGAGGAUCUGGGUCAUGGUCGGGAUUGCACACGGUGGCCGCAGUACAGGCGCCUGAACCUGAAAAAGGCUUGGCGCGUAGAGAACGCAUUGCUAUGGCGGAAGUACGACACCGAGAGGGCCAACAUGAAGGAGCUCUCCAAAUCACGGCUGAGGCAAAUGCCAACAGUGCAUAUUCGCCCUGAGCUGGCAGAGUCAACGCGAGCUCUGCCGUAUCCCGUUUGUACGGAGGUCAAUGAGGUAUUCUUGCUCCACGGUACCAAGCCAGAGACAGUGAAGCACAUUUUGAAUGAUGGGCUGAACGAGCGCUUCUCGGGUGGGCUUUUCGGUAGCGGCUCCUACCUAGCCGAGGAUCCGGAGAAAAGUGACCAGUAUGCGACAGUGGACCGGGACGGGAAAAUGCUGCCAACAGACCUCAGCACGGAAUGCCGUUCGAUUGGAGAUGUGUUCUACAUCUUUGUGUGCCGGACCUUGCUAGGCUGGUUUGUGCAGACGAAAGAUGGUGAGACACAUCUUCAGAGUGGCCUGAGUAUUUGGUCAACGAGGGACAAGCGGGAGUUGAGCUACAUUCCUGGUGUGGAGCCACAAAUGACCUUUCAAUCAUUGCAGGUAGAGAUUGGAGGCAGGGUGCAUCGGAAUCGGGAAUACAUCUUGACUCACAGCGAACGGAUCUACCCUGAGUACUUGAUUGCAUACAGCAGAAGCUGAUAUGCAACGCAUGUAAAGGAGCAGAUCCAGGUGGUGCUUGAGUUGCACGAAUUCAGCCAUGUCGAUUUGUGUUGGGAUGCCAUGUAGUUCGUGCUAUCUAACUUGUGCA
Molecule: messenger RNA, 18831 nt
Organism: Effrenium voratum
Lineage: Eukaryota; Dinophyceae; Suessiales; Symbiodiniaceae
Source: the annotation of a GenBank genome assembly